AUGGCGCCCAUGACCCCGCCCCUUAGAGAGCCACGCCCCUCUCUGCCCCCUCGCCGCCGUUCUCGCUCCCUCCCGUCCCCUCCCCGCUCUCGCGAGAUCUGUGCCCGGAAGCGGCACCUCCGGGCCGAGGUGACGGUGAGGGUCUCGCCCGCCAUGGAGGCCCCGUGUCCGCUCCUGCUGCUGCUGCUCCUGGGACUCUGCGCCGCCCGCGCCGCGGCAGACACCCUGCAAACAGAUACCAGCAGAUCUUCUACAGUGCCUGACGCAGCCAAGUCGCCUGCAGCAGGUGACCUCCAGGAGCAAAGGAGCACAUCCCCAGAGAACCAAAAUGAGCAGAAGGAUAUAUCCAACAACGGCAACCUGAGUCGCAGGACCAGUUUGAAUGAGAAUCAGAAGGCAGAUGAGGGCCAGAAGGACAGCAGUGUGACUGGAAAUGACGGCGCUGAGGAGGAGAAGAAAAACAAGUCACAGAAAGGCAGUGACAAAGGGGCUGCUCAGGAUGGCCAAGAUUCAAAUAGGAGUGGUGAAAGCCAUGGAGGAGGCAGGGGACAAGGAGUUGAAGACCAGAAGAGCAGCACUGGUGGCCAGGGCAACACAAACAGUGGCAGUGGUGGCCAGACUGACAACACAAACAGUGGCAGUGGUGGCCAGGGCAGUGCAGGGACCAACAAUGGUGGCCAGACUAGCAACACAGGCGGUGACAGUGUUAGCCAGGGCAGUGCAGGGACCAACAAUGGUGGCCAGACUAGCAACACAGGCGGUGACAAUGGUAGCCAGGGCAGUGCAGGGACCAACAAUGGUGGCCAGACUGGCAACACAGGCGGUGACAAUGGUAGCCAGGGCAGUGCAGGGACCAACACUGGUGGCCAGACUGGCAACACAGGCAGUGGUAGUGACAGCCAGGGCAGUGCAGGGACCAACACUGGUGGGCAGACUGGCAACACAGGCGGUGACAAUGGUAGCCAGGGCAGUGCAGGGACCAACACUGGUGGCCAGACUGGCAACACAGGCAGUGGCAGUGACAGCCAGGGCAGUGCAGGGACCAACACUGGUGGGCAGACUGGCAGCCACAAUAACAACGAUGAGCAGAACAAAGAUGGGAACAGCAGUGUCAAAAAGAACAGCCAGAAUGGCAGCCAGCCAGGCAACGCCAAGAACGAGGGCACCAAGGAGAGCAGCAGUGAGAACAAGGCUGGCACCGACAAUGGCAGCAACACCCAGGACAGCAACAACAAGGAGCAGGGCACCAGCCAGGGCAGCGGUGACAGGAACAGGGCUGGCACUCAGGGCAGCAAGGCCAGUAGUGGGCCUGCAAACGGGGGCACCAGCCAGGGCAGCAGUGGUGGGCAGCAAGCCCAGACUGAAACCCAGGGUAGUGCUGGUGAUGAGCAGCCUCACAGCCAGGACAAUGCAAAGAACUCCCAGGAGGACCAAAGCUCUUUGUCACCCGUGGCUCCCUCCACUGCAGAGGGCUUUUUGGAAAAUGAAGAAAACGCCGCAGAGGAAAUGGCCGAGGCUGAGGAGGACAGUGACAUCUCCUUGGAUCGGGACAGAGAGAAGAAUGUUCCCACCCUGCCCAGGGCCCACUCAGAGAGCAGCCACUUCUUUGCCUACCUGGUGACCACGGCCGUCAUCGUUGCGGCUCUGUACGUGGCCUACCACAACAAACGCAAGAUCAUUGCUUUUGCUCUGGAAGGAAAAAGAUCAAAAACUGGUAGGCGGCCCAAAUCUGGUGAUUAUCAGAGACUGGAUCAAAAGAUCUAGAUUCCUCCUCAGAUGAUGACAGCCACCAAUGGGAAUGCAAUGCUGCCACAGUUGGAUUUCAGUCCACAGGAAGGAGGGAAAACGCUUUUUGUUUUGCACCUGCACCUUGAUAAAACCUCUCACUCCCCUAAAUUGCUCCUUUCCCAGCUGCCUUGUUUUUCCCCUGGGCAUCUGGCUGCCUGAAAAAGUCCCAGAACUGCACACCCAGGACUUCUGUGUCCCAGUGCAAUGGGAUUUGCUAUCUGCUGGACUGGCCCCUUCUUUUGAAGGGGAAAUUAAGGAUCUGUUGCUCACUGAGCCAUGGGGCUGUCUUCCCUUGCCUGGAAAUGAAGCUGCCUUGGUCUUCUCCUCCCUCUCUUGGGAUUGGAUGCUCAAAUUGGGAGCAUGGGAGUUUUCUUGGGCUUGUUUGGAAUUGACCCACCACAGACUUGGAUUUGGGUUUUCUCUCCCUGAUCAAUUUUCCAGUUUCACACCCAGAUUCCCUUUUUCACACGUAGCUUUGGCCAUGCUGAAGCAGUUUUUGUGGUGUGGCUCAAACCCUUCAUGCUCUAUGCAGGUCUUUUCCCUUCCAGUCUUCCCAGUUUGGCUGUUUGCACUGGGGGGUGUUGCUUGUGGUGUGGUGCUGUGGAGGGCAUCAGGCUGGGGAAGCUCCAUGAUUCAAAUGGGAAGAUUGCCUCCUCCCCCUUGUCAGGUGUAGGAAGGAAGGAAUCCCUGAGGAGCUUGGGGUGAGUGAAGCUCCCAGUCCCUCCAGUUGUGUUGAACUGGUACGGUUUGGACCAAAGGCUGCCAAAGACAUUGGUGCCCCAGUUACACCAGUGAGGUGGUUUGCAUUCCUGUAGUUCUACUCCCCAGAGUUUUAUUCAAGCUGGGACGUUUCUGGAGAGGGUGCAAAAUGCCUGCUUGGCUCCUGCUUUGGAUUUUUCCAAUACAGACAGAAAAAAACUGGAUUUGAGGAACCCAGAGCUCCUCACGUGGGCACCCAGCUGCAUCACAUCAGGUGCCAGGCAUGUGCCAGUCCCACACUUGCUGAUUGACUGCAUGGGAAGAAUCCCAGGAUAGUUAAAUUCCUUCCUGGGAGACUUUUUUCUGGCCUUCCCAAUCAGCUCCUUGCUCUGUGGUCACCUUGGGAAAGGGCAGAGCCAUUUUUUGGUCACUGUGAAAGCUGCAGCUCUAGUUUUCAUUUCCUAAUAAUUCAUUCUGAGAGGGGAGAGAGGGCUUGACCUUCUCCAAACCCUAAAAUCAUCCUUUCCCUUUUUACUGGCUCUUAGCAAGCACAAGGAACAUGAGAGUCCCUCUUGGCUUUAUAGAGUUCUCAGAGUUUCCCUAGGAAACAUCUAGGAUGCUGAAAGGACUUCCAGGAGUUGUUUUGGAGAGCAGGAGGGUGGAGGGAAGGGAAAGGGAAACAGGGCUGGGAAUGUAACUCUCGGGGAAAACGGUGAGAACCUCCUGCACCAAUCCACGCUGCUCCAGAGCUCCUGUGGGAUCAGCCAGGCUGGGGGGCUGCUUUGGGGCAGGGUCGGGGAGGGGGACACUGGCUUUUGGCUGGUGACAGCAGGGAGACAAACCCUGUUCCGGUGUGUGGAAUUCUGUGUGCUCCUGGGCUGCUCUGGUCGGGAUUUUUGGAGUGUGUGCACUUUUUGGAAUGUGAAUGCUCUAUGCUUGCUUUGUCCUGUGUUGUUUGUUUGUUUGGGGUUUUUUUGAUUGUUUGUUUGGUUGGUUUUUUUAACUUGAAUAAUUUAGAAAGAUGGGGGUUUUUUUUCACGAUCUACUUGUUUUUCUAUCCUGAGAGCUGUUUCAAAUCCUCUGUUGCUCCAGGCUGUGGGAAUUCCACCCAGCUACCAACAGGGGAUGGAAUAUUUUGGACCUCAAACACCUUGAUCGCAGGCUGAGCCAAGCACAAGCUCCUUAGGGUAAUAAGGACACACCUCAUGGCUCUGGGAAGCACUGGGUCUGGGGAGAGGGAGAUCUCACACCAGGCUGAAUUGCGGGGUUUUCCCCCAAAAUGCCCUGCCAGCACUUCCCCAGGCUUGUGUGUUCUACCAACAACCUGGGCUGCCCCAAGCCUCUGGGUUUGCUCCUGGUUUGUUGAAUUUUAUGGUGUUUAUGCAACAUGUCCCAAAGGGGUCAAGGUGCACAGCACCUUUUCCCUUUGGACACGUGUGUUUCCCAUGGAUGGUGUCUGCUGGUAGAGAGGGGGUUUUUUUGCCAAAUAUUCCUACUUUUUAGGCUUGAACCAGCACCUGAUUUGUUUUCUGCUGCAAUGAAACGCACUUUGCUUGGAAGGAUCAGAUUUUUUUACGGUUCUUUGUACUGUUUUUUGUUUUCUGUGUGGUGAAGUCAGUAAAUGGAUUAAAAAAAACCCAAAAGGUUGAGAUUUCA
Molecule: messenger RNA, 4143 nt
Organism: Hirundo rustica (Barn swallow)
Lineage: Eukaryota; Metazoa; Chordata; Aves; Passeriformes; Hirundinidae
Gene: TGOLN2
Product: trans-golgi network protein 2
Exons: 5
Coding region: 1-1764 (587 amino acids)
Cellular component (GO): endosome; trans-Golgi network transport vesicle; trans-Golgi network
Source: RefSeq, a predicted model, not a curated record